This is a messenger RNA of Podarcis raffonei (Aeolian wall lizard), 3297 nucleotides long. It is a transcript of the gene SEMA7A, whose product is annotated as semaphorin 7A (John Milton Hagen blood group). Gene Ontology annotation, biological process: positive regulation of cell migration; positive regulation of ERK1 and ERK2 cascade; neural crest cell migration. The transcript is spliced from 14 exons. Gene Ontology annotation, cellular component: external side of plasma membrane. Gene Ontology annotation, molecular function: integrin binding; semaphorin receptor binding; chemorepellent activity. The record is from RefSeq and is a predicted model, not a curated record. The coding region runs from base 56 to 2026 and encodes 656 amino acids. Lineage: Eukaryota; Metazoa; Chordata; Lepidosauria; Squamata; Lacertidae.
CUGCCGGUCGCGAUGCUGGGCGCGGAGGCUGCUGGCGCUUUUCACGGGGGCUCAGAUGGGAGCCGAGCAGCGCCGCCGCGUUGCCCCCCGCCUCGCCCGGUGGGCCAGACGCCUGCUGCUGCUGCUGCUGCUGCUUCUUCCCUCCGCCGUCGCGUCGCGGCCGGCCGGGCCCAGGAUCGUCUCGCCGGCGCUGGGUGAGAAGAGAUUCCGCUUUGAUCCCAGGGAGGGCCACGUUGUGCUCUACCAUGAACAAGGGGCCCCCUCCGUCUUAGUGGGGACAGUCGGCAGGCUUCAUUACUACAACUUUGAGAACUCCACCAGCUUUACGGUGCUUAUUGAAACCAACAGGACGCUGUCCAACUGCAGGAAACAGGAAAAUGCCAAGAACUAUCUCACACUUCUGGAAAAAUAUGAGGACCAGUUGCUGGUCUGUGGCACAAACUCCUGCAGCCCCACCUGCUGGAAUUUGGUAGAUGGGAAGGUGCAGCCAGGGAUCAGUGCCCACGGCCUGGCUCCUUUUGCCCCUGAUCAAAACGCUCUUGUCCUCAUUGAUGGCAAGGACAUCUACUCUACCAUCAGAAAGCACCAGUACAAUGGGCGGACACCUCGCUUCCGUCGGAUUCGAGGAUUUACGGAGCUCUAUACCAGCGACACCGUCAUGAAUAAUCCGAAGUUUGUGAAGGCUGCCAUCAUAAAACAAGAGGAGGCUUACAAUGACAAGAUCUACUACUUCUUCCGAGAAGAAAACCCCGACUGGCCGAAGAACGCAGCCGCCCCAAGGAACGUCUCCAGGGUGGCUCAGCUGUGCAAGGGAGACAGAGGAGGCACCGGCUCCCUCUCGGCUGCCAAGUGGACCACCUUCCUGAAAGCCACCUUGCUCUGCGUCGACUCUGACAACGACCGGCACUUUAACCAGCUGCAGGACGUCUUCAUCCUGGAGUCUGCCGACUGGUCGGAGACAAGAGUCUACGGGCUCUUCUGGAACGAGUGGGAAUAUUCCGCAGUCUGUGUCUAUUCUGUUGGUGACAUCAGUAAGGUCUUCCGAACAUCGCCUCUCAAAGACUACCACGGGAAACUCCCCCCUGUGAGGCCUGGGCAGUGUCUAGAAGGAGAACAGCAGACCCCCCAUGAGACCUUCAAAGUGGCCGACAGCCACCCUGAGGUGGCGCGCAGGGUGAAGCAGGAAGACAUCUUGUUUUACAGCAAGCACCGCUACCAGCAGAUUGGUGUCCACAGAGCCCCGGCAGCUGAUGGCGGCACCUACAGCACCCUGUACCUGGCCACAGACAAAGGAACCGUCCACAAAGUUGCUGUCUUGCCCACGGGGGCCAACAACGUCCUGGAGAUCCAGCCUUUCCUCUCUCCUGCUGGCAUUCGGACCAUGACUCUGGACAGUGAGAGAAAGGAGCUGUUUGUAGCCUCUGAGAGGGAGGUGGUUCAGCUGCCCAUGGCUAUGUGUGGGGCGUAUAAGGACAGCUGUGAGAGCUGUAUCCUGGCGAGGGAUCCUGACUGCGGAUGGAUCAACGGGAGAUGCACUUCUGUUUAUGACCAUGACCAGCAUGGAAAUGGCACAUUGCUGCAGGCUCUAACACACAAUCCUGUUACGGAUAUUUGUUCAUCUCCAAGCCACAGCCACGCUAAAGGUGAUGACAACCAGCACUGUGAGACUGUGACCGUGGCACCAGGCGCCCGCUAUUACCUCAACUGCUCUAUCAAAUCCCACCAUGCCACUUACACUUGGCUCCGUGACAACCAAACGGUUGCGCAUUGUGGACCUGGCCAUCGCCAUUGCAUCCACUUCAUAGACAAUAUGACAGACGAGCUCUAUGGCACUUAUUCCUGCGUUUCCCAGGAGGAUUGGUUUAACCAGACCCUUGUGACAGAAUGCCUGACAAAGCCCUCCAAUGUGAAGAAGCUGCUUGAGGAGCCCAGGAAUAAGAUGGCAAAGGACUGGGCCACCCAAACAUCUUUGUCCCUCUGGCUAGGACUGUUGCAUAUGGCGGCAGUCGUCUUGCUCACCCAUUGAGGACUUGAGCUUCUGACUGCCUACCAGCACAAGUGACCAAACUGUACCUCUUUCUAGUGUAUCUUGUUCCAUCUCAGAAGUGGGUCCCUCAAUAGAUAUAAUUCUUCCCUUGGGCUUAGAAGCCACCUAUUCUCCACUUGCUCCGAGAAGUGGCAACCUGGUGGUGCAUAGUUGAUAGCAGAAUGAAGGAGAGGUUGGUGGCUGUUCUGUCUGCAGAAGCACCAAGAUCCUGAAAUCUUGAGCAGGAUGGGUCCUGCCAAAAUGAACAUGAUGAUAUGAACACCUGGGUGAUGAAGGAGAACCAGUGCAAACAACAAGGCAUGGGGCAGCUAACGGGGCAGAGGGUAUGGCUGAGGUGGCCCAGGGGGGCUUGUGAAGGUCCACGUCAGGCUUCUUCAAAGGCAGGCAUCAGGACCCAACACAGAGCUCACGUGCUAAAUAAAAGUUUCCUCAGAUUGGAGAGCAAACUUUCAGGCCCAAGGUUUAUAAGACUUGACGGUCUUCUGCAUCUUUUUUAAAUAACUGGCGUUCUGAAUGUUCUUUUGAUGUUUCUGACAUUUUCCAUGCAACGAUACAUGCUCAGGAUCUCUGAACAGUUAUAAGGCAUAAUUAAUGUAUAUCAAGGCAUCCCCAAUAUGCACCAAGAUCAAAGAAACAUCCUGUAGGUUCAGAUGAAGAGCCACCUAGUCUAGCAUUUGGAAGAUUCUCCAUUAGCAGUAGGUGGUCAACUGGCAAUUGACCACUGGCCUGUCAAGAGGCCACCACCUGGUCUGUCCUGCCUAGUCCCAGAUUUGCCUGCUUCUAUGCUUGUCCAUCUGGCAAGGGUGGAGAAUGGGUUGGUGCAAUUGUCUGGGCUGUGGGGUGUCAGGGACGCAGUUUCCUGCCUCAAACUGGGGGAUGCAGUUUCCUGCCUUUCUGAUCCUGCUUCCUGGCCAGUUAACUCACAGAUGUUUGGAAAUCCUUUGUGUGAUUUCACCGGAUGAAGGAUAUUUAUUUUUAUUUAUUAUAUUUUUCUAAAAAAUCAGAUCCUCUUUUUGUGGGGAACAAAAUUAACAAGCCUCAGGGCCACUUGUAGGCAAAGAUGUUGGAAAGCCUUUGAAGGUGAUUUUUUGUGUGUCUUAAUUUCUGGAAGUCAGUUCAUAUAGAGAAGAAAGAGGGAGAUCCCAGGGUGUUCACAAGGCUGAGUUCUACCUCUUAUAUUGUGUACAUGUGCUUCUGAGUAGACCAGCAAUCUGGAUGUGGGUCUGUUUUUCUUCUUCCUUGUGAGGAAG